UUUUUAACAGGCGAGUUAUUGUCCGCUUUGAGGUCCUAAAUUCCAAAACAAUCGAAAUGGCGGCGCCUAUAAGAUGGAGUCUAAUGCGCUUUCUUCGAUCUCAGUCAUUUGCACAUAAGUUUAGAUUGCCAGGAAAUGAAAGAAGUCAGUGCUUUUGGGCUGCCCAAAAUCACAGAUUAAAGUCUCAACAGCAUCAAAGCAAAGCAUUCUCAGUGAGAAAGCUUUCAAUUUCAACUCAGGACACACCAAAUCCUAGAAGUUUAAAGUUUCUUCCUGGUAAGCCUGUACUGGGGACAGGAACUCAAGAUUUUCCCACCUCAGACUCAGCUGAAAGUUCACCUUUAGCCAAAGACCUUUUCCAAAUUGAAGGCAUAAAAAGUGUCUUUUAUGGCCCCGAUUUUAUCACCCUGACUAAGGUAGAUGAUGACAUUGAAUGGACGGACAUUAAGAGGCAUGCAGUUGAGGUCAUCACUAACUUCUUUGAAAGCGGAGAGCACAUCAAAGCAGGAGUAACGCAUGCUGAGAGCACUGUCACAGAAGAAGAUGAUGAAAUUGUCUCCAUGAUCAAGGAACUUUUAGAUACACGAAUCAGACCUACAGUACAAGAGGAUGGUGGUGAUGUCAUAUUCAAAGGCUUUGAGAAUGGCACAGUAAAACUAAAGCUGGUUGGCUCCUGCACAGGCUGCCCGAGCUCCACAAUUACCCUAAAAAAUGGCAUCCAGAACAUGCUGCAGUUUUAUAUACCUGAGGUAGACAAUGUAGAACAGGUGGAGGAUGAAGUGGAUGACAUCAGCAAAAAAGUAUUUGCAGAACUGGAGCAGAAACUGCAAGAUUAAUAGCAUGAUGCCCAUAUUUCAAGUUGUUAGAGUCGGAUACACAUGGUCCAUAAACAUAUUUAUGCAUAUUUAAAAAAUUUAAGCAUGUUCAAAGUCUUUCCUGUUUCUUGUAUCACCGUCGAGUAUUGUGAUUGCAAAGAUAACAUAACUCCGCACUUUCUAGAAUACAUGUGUAUGAAUAUGUAUUUUGACUGUCACAGAUUUACAGCACUUAAAGAGGACGGUUUUUGAUUUUUAACUUUGCUUGUUUUUGAGAAAAAGUUAAAAUAAGACGUUUAUGCGUGAAAGUAAAAUAUUUAUUGCACAUUGCAUAUAACGGACAUUUGUUAAAGGGAAUUAUUUUAUGGUAUAUGUAGAUUGCAGUGAUACAUUGAUACAUUUUUAACUGAUGUUAUGUACUGCAGAUCUUUACAGUUCAUUGAGGCUUGGUAAUCUGUAGAAUAUUGUUUGCAAUUAUUGUUCAUUGUCUGUGAUUAAAAUGUGAUUGCAAUAACAAUAAAAAAUAUUACACAAUUA
This is a messenger RNA of Misgurnus anguillicaudatus (oriental weatherfish), 1352 nucleotides long. Its product is annotated as NFU1 iron-sulfur cluster scaffold homolog, mitochondrial. Gene Ontology annotation, molecular function: iron ion binding; iron-sulfur cluster binding. Gene Ontology annotation, biological process: iron-sulfur cluster assembly. The record is from RefSeq and is a predicted model, not a curated record. Gene Ontology annotation, cellular component: mitochondrion. NCBI's taxonomy places the organism in Eukaryota, Metazoa, Chordata, Actinopteri, Cypriniformes, Cobitidae.